AUGCCUCCGAAAAUGGCACGCCAAUCACAAGUCCCACCUCAGACCCUUUCGCCCACCAACUUGGGCGCUUACGGCACGCCUUCACCGAGCCUGCCGUCAGGCUCUUCCGCCGGCGCCGCAGCCAAGCCGCCCGUCAACAUAGCUGACCUGUGGGCGCAGUUAGCAGCGGCGUCGCCAACCGGCGGAGGCCGCGAUCGCUCCUCGCCGGCCGGGGUGCCGAGACGGCCGCUCACCUUCAAAGACGAGUUCCAGGCGCAGCAUGGCGCCAAGCCCGCCAGCACGUUCUUGUACAACGUGACGGCGGAGAUUCAUGAGGGCGACAUGCCGGACCGAACGACGGCCACACACGCUUCAGUCAUGCAGCUGUGGAUCACGGCUGCCGGCAGCCUGCGUGCAGAUACCACCAUUGCGCUUAUCUACGAUUACGGCAUGGACGCCGGCACCAUCCUGAAAGCGGACCAAGAGUUCGCGCACUCAGACCGCCGCUCAGCAGGAGACCACUUCACCCUGACGCGCCUCAUGUCCACCGCCAAUCCUGCACUGGCCGACAAGAUGGAGGCCCUCUACAUUGCGCAGUUCAAGAGCCGGGGGCCGGAUGGCUACAAUGUGCUGCACAGGCCGCCUUCCGCCAGCCCAGCCUCUACGUGA
Messenger RNA from Volvox carteri f. nagariensis, 648 nucleotides. RefSeq lists its product as uncharacterized. Bases 1 to 648 code for a protein of 215 amino acids. The transcript has 4 exons. NCBI's taxonomy places the organism in Eukaryota, Viridiplantae, Chlorophyta, Chlorophyceae, Chlamydomonadales, Volvocaceae. The record is from RefSeq and is a predicted model, not a curated record.